ACAAGGUUUACAAAUUAGCUGCGUUAGCAAUCCCGUAGCGCAUUCGGUGGAAUAUACCGUGUUAUGUGCUAUUCAUUAGAUAUCCAUCACGGGGGCAAGCAUUCAUCUGAGGCCUGUUUAUUAUCGCGACCCCCUUUUGGGGGUGAAACGGAAAAGUCAUGGGGUCAGGAACGCAGGUCAGACUCCUGCUGUGGAAGAAUUGGACCGUCCGCAGGAGGCAGAGGAUGCGUUUCUUCAUGGAAAUCAUGUGGCCUGUUAUUUUGUUCAUUGGGCUCGUUUGGCUACGAAGAGUGAAUCCGCUCUACCGUCAGCAUGAAUGCCACUUCCCCAAUAAGGCCAUGCCCUCUGCGGGGGUCUUACCGUGGAUCCAGGGAAUCUUCUGUAACGCCAACAACCCUUGUUUCCAGUACCCUACCCGUGGUGAAUCACCUGGCUUGGUGUCCAACUACAACAACUCAAUAUUGGCACGCUUCUACUCGGAUGCCCAGGAGCUUCUUUUUAGUGAUCCAAAGCUUCUACCCAUGGGACGACUUUGGUCUGAAGUGAAAGCCAUGAGUAACUUCAUGGACACAUUGCGUACCCGUCCUGAUAAAGUCUCAGGGCGAGGACUACAAGUCGAGACAAUCCUUAAGGAUGAUGAGACUCUGACGUCAUACCUUCUGAGAGAUGUGCCACUAACCGAAUCGGUGGUUAAUCAACUUGUCACAGCCAAAAUCAGGCCCGAACAGUUUGCCUUUGGAGCUCCAAACCUGCAUUUAAAGGACAUUGCCUGCAGCUCGGAUCUCUUGGAGCGAUUCCUUAUUUUCCCGAACCACAGAGGACUUCUCGCCGUCCGCAACGCUAUGUGUAUCCUCACCGCAGAGCGGCUGCAGGUCAUCGAGGAGAAGUUCUAUGCCAACGUUGACUUUUUCAAGCUCUUCCGAGUGCUUCCUCAAGUUUUGGAUGGUAACUCCGAAGGCAUCGACAUUCACUUUUGGGUCCAGGUGGCGUCCGCAGCCUCGGACAAACUACGGGAGUUAUUCCAGCGAAGCAGCACACAAGAGCUCUUCCAGGUCAUGACCCCUCUCUUCCAGACCGAUCCCACCUUCAGGCAGGUGAUGACGGCUGCUUCCAGCCUUGUUUGCGGCUACACUGAAGGCGCUUUCUCCCGAGUGGCCUCCUUCAACUGGUACGAGGACAACAACUACAAAGCGUUUCUUGGCAUCAGCAACGGCAGAAGACCGAGCCAGCACACUUACGACGACAACACGACUCCUUUCUGCAAUGAUAUGAUAAGCGAACUGGAAUCCAACCCUGCUACCAGGAUCGUAUGGAACUCCUUGAAGCCCAUGUUGAUGGGGAAAAUCCUUUACGCUCCUGACUCGCCUGCUGUCAGAAUGAUCAUUAAAAAUGCCAACAGUACUUUUGAAGAACUGCAAAGGAUAAAGACGAUGGGAAAGGCCUGGGAGGAACUGGCUCCACAAAUCUGGGCUUUCUUCCAAGAUGGAGUGCAAGUCAAAAUGAUACGGGACACUUUUCGAAAUCCGUCAGUGAUGGAUUUCAUUGACCGUAGUCUUGAGGAGGCUCCGUUCUCCACCAAACAUAUCCUCAACUUCCUGCACAAUGGUCCACCGGAGGAACGACUUGACAGCAUGCCUGAUUUUGACUGGCGGGAUGUUUUCAACCUCACUGACCGUGUCAUUCAGAUGCUCAAUCAGUACGGAGAUUGUGUGAUACUUGAUAAAUUUGUCGCCCUACCCAACGAGGACACCCUAACUUAUCGGGCCUUGGACCUACUUGAGGAUGGCAAGUUUUGGGCGGGUCUUAUCUUUGUUAACAUGCAUCCUUGGAGUGCCAAAGUCCCGCCUCAUGUCAAGUUCAAGAUCCGUAUGGAUAUUGAUGCUGUGGAGCGUACCAAUAAAGUCAAAGACAGGUAUUGGGAUCCAGGCCCCAGAGCGGAUCCGAUGGAUGACCUGCGCUAUGUUUGGGGAGGGUUUGCUUAUCUUCAGGACAUAAUAGAACACGGGAUCAUUCGGACUCAAACGGGGAAAGAGUGGCCGUUGGGGGUUUACCUGCAACAGAUGCCCUACCCUUGUUACGUGGAUGAUCUCUUCAUGCUCACACUGAACCGCUGCUUUCCAAUCUUCAUGGUUCUGGCUUGGGUCUACUCUGUAUCCAUGAUCGUCAAAAGUAUUGUUCUGGAAAAGGAACUCCGUCUAAAGGAGACCCUCAAGGUCAUGGGGGUCUCCAACAGCGUCAUCUGGUUUACAUGGUUUAUUGACAGCUUCAUCGUGAUGGGUACCAGCACUGCUCUCCUCACAGUCAUCAUCAUGGGAGGAAGGGUACUGAACUACAGCAACCCCUUCAUCCUCUUCCUCUUCCUGCUCACCUUCACCACGGCCACCAUCAUGCAAUGCUUUCUCCUCAGUGUCUUCUUCAACCAGGCCAACCUGGCAGCAGCCUGCUGCGGAAUUAUUUAUUUCGCCCUCUAUCUGCCGCACAUCCUUUGCUUCGCCUGGCAAGAUCGCAUCACCAAAGACUUGAAGAUCCUGGUGAGUCUGAUGUCCCAAGUUGCCUUUGGUUUUGGGACAGAAUAUCUCUCCCGCUAUGAGGAGCAAGGUCAUGGUCUGCAGUGGGACAACAUCCAGACUAGUCCUCUGGAAGGGGACGAGUUCUCGUUCCUCACCUCUAUCUGCAUGAUGGGCCUUGACACAUUGCUUUAUGCUGUCCUUGCCUGGUAUCUCGACAACAUCUUCCCUGGCCAAUAUGGAAUCGGCCGGCCGUUUUACUUUCCCUUCAUGCCCUGUUAUUGGCUCAACACAGUGACACCAACUUCAGACGCUAAACACGAUCUGCCUAAACAAGGCUUUGACAACCCAGCAUUCAAGGAUAAAGGGACGCCACAGAAGAAAGAGGAGAAGGAGAAACCAGACGAAACUAGUACAUGUGAACACCGAGACCAGCGAGAUGUGAACCAGACGGCAAAUGGCCAGGCAUUCUUUGAGGCAGAACCAGCUGACCUGGUCAGGGGUGUUUGUAUCCAGAACCUGGUCAAAGUUUUCAACAACCGCUCCAAGCCCGCUGUGAACGGCCUUAGCCUCAGUUUCUACGAGAACCAGAUCACUGCCUUUCUUGGGCACAACGGGGCUGGCAAGACCACCACUAUGUCCAUCUUGACUGGUAUGUUUCCUCCCACCUCAGGCACAGCUUCCAUAUAUGGGAAAGACAUCCGUACGGACAUGGACACCAUCCGUCUGUCUCUUGGAAUGUGCCCACAGCACAACACUCUUUUUCAGUAUAUGACCGUCGCUGAGCAUAUCCUGUUCCACUCACUGCUGAAAGGUCGGCCAAUAGCGGAGGCCGAGGAAGAGGUGGAAAAUAUGCUCCAAGAUUUAGGUCUACCACACAAGAGAGAUGAACUGACACAAAAUCUCUCAGGGGGCAUGCAGAGGAAACUAUCAGUCGCCUUGGCAUUUGUUGGUGGUGCAAAGGUGGUGAUUCUAGAUGAGCCCACUUCUGGGGUGGAUCCUUACUCCAGACGCUCCAUAUGGGAUCUGUUGCUGAAAUAUCGUACAGGUUGUACUGUAAUCAUGUCCACCCACCAUAUGGAUGAGGCUGACCUGCUGAGUGACAGGGUCGCGAUCAUCUCUCAGGGUCGUCUCUACUGCUGCGGUUCUCCUAUCUUUCUCAAGAAUUGCUUCGGCGCCGGCUUCUACCUCACUCUUGUGCGAAGAAUGAAAUACAGCCAACUUGGAACUGAUGCUGAUGUCUGUUCGGAAAACUGCUCCUGUAAGUGCUCUAAGUGUUUGAAGUUUAAAGUAAACCAAGAGGAGGCUCCGGACAGACAAAUGGAUGGUAACAUUGAACGCAUCACAGCCCUGGUGCAUCAUCACGUGCCGCAGGCUCGUCUGAUUGAGGCCAUCGGCCAAGAGAUGACCUACCUGCUUCCCAGUCAUGACUUCCAACCGCGGGCCUACGCAAGCCUCUUCAGGGAGCUGGAGGAAACUCUGGAGGACAUCGGCCUCAGUAGCUUUGGGGUGUCGGACACGUCGUUGGAGGAGAUUUUCUUGAAAGUCACUGCUGAUGGAUAUGCAAGCAACCAGAAAUGCAUUCAAGACAAUAAAUCAUUGCAACAGAUUUCUCGAGCUAGCCUUUGUGGAUUCAACAGAGUGGCGAUUGCGAUGGAGCCACCUGAAGACUCAGGAGAGCCUUUGGACGCCAAUCCGUGUGAAGGUAACGAGGGCCGAGGGUCGUAUCAGGUCAAAGGUCUGUGCCUGGCCGUCAAACAGUUCUUUGCACUGUUGAUCAAGAGGUUGCACCACACCACCCGAUCUUGUAAAGACUUCUUUGCUCAGAUUGUUUUACCAGCCAGUUUUGUUUUCCUGGCACUGACCUUUACGCUGAUCAUUCCACCGUUCGGGGAAUAUCCAAGUAUGACUCUAAGUCCGUGGAUGUACGGCCGACAGUACACUUUCUUCAGUAAUGAACGUCCAUUGGAUGCCCAGAUGAGAAAUUUUGGGGAAGUGUUGCUGGACAAGCCGGGUUUUGGGACACGCUGCAUGGCGGAUGAACCUUUGCAAGAUUUUCCAUGUCACAACAUCACCACAGAGUGGGAGGUGCUCCCGGUUAACCCAUCAGUGAUCGAGAUGUUGGCUGAGCCGAAGUGGAACUCCAUCAGACCAUCUCCGGACUGUCAGUGCAGCACCAAGAGGAAACUCACCAUGCUGCCCACAUGCCCCGAAGGAGCCGGGGGUCUUCCACCCCCACAGAGAAUUCAGUCAACAGGAGAUGUUCUCAUGGAUCUGACAGGGAAGAACAUCUCGGACUACCUGGUGAAAACGUACCCCAGUCUCAUCAGAACCAGCUUGAAGAGCAAAUAUUGGGUGAAUGAACAAAGGUAUGGAGGAAUAUCAGUCGGAGGGCAGCUUCCUGUUUUAGAUUUCCAGCCAAAGUUUAUCCAGGAUUCAGCAGCUCAACUGGGGCAAAUGCUCAACAUUACUGGGGGUGACAACUGUAAACAAACACUACGAGAAAUUGGUACAUUCCUCAGGUACAUGGAGACGCAGAAUAAUGUGAAGGUAUGGUACAACAACAAGGGCUGGCAUGCCAUGGUGUCCUUCAUGAACGUGGCCAACAAUGCCAUCCUGCGUGCAAAUUUACCAAAAGGAGCUACCCUGGAUCAAUAUGGAAUCACAGCCAUCAAUCACCCCUUGAACCUCACUAAAGAGCAACUAUCGGAAAUCACCGUCUUGAACACGUCGGUGGAUGCCGUGGUAGCCAUCUGCGUCAUCUUCGCCAUGUCUUUUGUUCCGGCUAGCUUUGUCCUCUAUCUCAUCCAAGAACGGGUCACCCAGGCCAAACAUCUCCAGUUCGUCAGUGGUGUCAGCCCGCUGAUUUACUGGAUGGCCAACUUUCUCUGGGACAUGGUGAAUUACUCCAUCAGUGCAAUGAUGGUGGUGCAGAUUUUUGUCUUUUUUGAUAAGAAGUGUUACACCUCAACAACCAAUCUGCAGCCACUUAUUGCACUACUUCUACUUUAUGGCUGGUCCGUCACCCCCAUGAUGUACCCGAUGUCCUACAUGUUCAACGUCCCCAGCACAGCCUAUGUGUCUUUGUCAUGUAUCAACCUCUUCAUAGGCAUCAACAGCAGUGCCAUCACCUUCAUCCUGGACCUUUUUGAAGGCACCACGGCUUUGUACAAGUUCAACCAGCUGUUGAAGAGCGUCUUGCUGAUUUUUCCACAUUACUGCUUGGGGAGAGGACUUAUCGACAUGGCCAUCAACCAAGCCGUGACUGAUAUCUUCACUCGCUUUGGUGAGGAUCACAGUCCUAACCCCUACGACUGGGACUUCAUUGGGAAGAACCUUUUCUGCAUGGCAGUUGAGGGAUUCAUCUAUUUCACCUUGAAUAUUUUCUGUCAGUAUCGCUUCUUCCUGGAUCACUGGGUACCAGAUGGCCCAACGUCUUCAAUUCUGGAUGAAGACUUGGAUGUGGCUGAGGAACGAGAGCGAAUCUACAGCAGCAGGAAAACAAAUGACAUUUUACACGUAUGCAACCUUUCUAAGAUAUACACAGGAACCAUCACUCCCGCAGUGGAUCGAAUUUGUGUUGGUGUAUCACCUGGAGAGUGUUUUGGUCUCCUGGGAGUAAAUGGCGCAGGAAAGACCACGACGUUUAAGAUGUUAACUGGCGACAUUGAUGUCACCACAGGAGAUGCCUCAGUUGCUGGUCACAGCAUUUUGACCAACAUCCUAGAUGUCCACCAAAACAUGGGAUACUGCCCACAGUUUGACGCCAUUGAUGAACUUCUAACAGGAAGAGAACACCUUCAUCUGUAUGCUCGUCUCCGCGGGGUACCAGAAGUUGAGAUCAGCAAGAUUGCAGAGUGGGCCAUUCAAAAAUUGGGUUUGUCCGAGUAUGCGGGCCAAAGUGCGGGAACCUACAGUGGCGGGAACCGCAGGAAACUCUCCACAGCCAUUGCCAUGAUUGGCUGCCCUGCCCUAGUAUUGCUGGAUGAACCCACAACAGGUAUGGACCCGCUCUCCAGACGCUUCCUCUGGAGCUCCAUUGUGAGUGUGAUCCGAGACAAACGAGCUGUUGUUCUCACCUCGCACAGCAUGGAGGAAUGUGAGGCCUUGUGUACACGUUUGGCCAUCAUGGUUAAUGGAUCUUUCAAAUGUUUGGGAACCAUUCAGCAGCUCAAAUACAAAUUUGGCGAUGGAUAUGUGGUGACUAUGAAGAUAAAGGCAUCCAAGGCAGGUUGCGCACCAGAUCUGAAUCCGGCCGAAGCCUUCAUGGAGAACACCUUCCCUGGCUGCAUCCAGAGAGAAAAACACUACAACACCCUGCAGUAUAAAAUCGCCUCCGCCUCACUGGCAAGAAUCUUCCAGAUGGUCCUCGCUAACAAAGACAAGCUCAAUAUCGAGGACUACUCGGUAUCACAGACGACUCUCGAUCAGGUGUUUGUGAAUUUUGCCAAGCAGCAGUCAAGAGAGGAUGAGGCGAUCGUGUUGCAUCCAAAAGCUGCGGGGGCCCAACAAAGUGAUCGUGGCACCCCAGUUAAGAGAUUAAGAAAAUGAACUUUGCCCUAACCGAACCACUUCAUGUUCAGCUUUACUAGAACUUUUUGGGCAGUUGCAAUUAAUUCCAGAACGCAGCAAUAAGGUGCCUACAAUUAGACGCUCUUUUGCUCACCUUAUAGGCCUUGCGAGCUAAAAAUGGCUCAGGACAGCGGAAGCUUUUUAAAAGAUGCAUCGAUCCUGUUUCUGUAUUUAUGACCUUAUAAUGCCAAGCAUGACGUUUUUUUUUUUGCCUUCUUGGAACAAGCACUUGUGACAUAUAGGAAAAUCUUAGCACUUUAUUGUUGCUUCAUCAUUUGUUUGUUAUUGCAGAAACAAAUAAACUUGUGCAGAAUCUCA
Syngnathus acus (greater pipefish) is the source of this 7397-nucleotide messenger RNA. RefSeq names its product retinal-specific phospholipid-transporting ATPase ABCA4-like. Gene Ontology annotation, biological process: lipid transport; transmembrane transport. Gene Ontology annotation, molecular function: ATP binding; ABC-type transporter activity; lipid carrier activity. Gene Ontology annotation, cellular component: intracellular membrane-bounded organelle; membrane. The record is from RefSeq and is a predicted model, not a curated record. The coding region runs from base 159 to 7058 and encodes 2299 amino acids. NCBI's taxonomy places the organism in Eukaryota, Metazoa, Chordata, Actinopteri, Syngnathiformes, Syngnathidae. The transcript has 51 exons.